Funneliformis caledonium is the source of this 184-nucleotide messenger RNA. Lineage: Eukaryota; Fungi; Glomeromycota; Glomeromycetes; Glomerales; Glomeraceae. The record is from the annotation of a GenBank genome assembly.
AUGUCAUUAUCUAACGAUGAAUUCAAUUCUUCAGAAUCAGAGGAAUUCGUCAAUGAGAUUAAAUUGCAAAUAAUAUCAGAGAAACCAUCAGCAAAAACAUUUGAGGAAUUGGGGUUAAAUUCAUGGCUAGUUGAUGCAUUGAAAGCUAUGUCAAUAAAUUUUCCCUCAGAAAUACAAAAGGCUU